Molecule: messenger RNA, 471 nt
Organism: Verticillium alfalfae VaMs.102
Lineage: Eukaryota; Fungi; Ascomycota; Sordariomycetes; Glomerellales; Plectosphaerellaceae
Exons: 3
Coding region: 1-471 (156 amino acids)
Source: RefSeq, a predicted model, not a curated record
AUGGGGAAGAGCAGUGAAAUGCUGAAGGUGGAAAGUCAAUUGAGCUACGCAGUCAGGCGAGGUGAGGCGAGUCUUGACCAUGAAAUGAUAGAAACGGGACGAAUCUGCGUUCGCACUGGAAGGUCAGCUAAACUAUGGUACCUAGGCGGUGAUAGAGGGUGGCUAGGCCUUUGGCACCCGGAUCUCAUGGUGUCGGCCGAUGGGCCGUUCCAGACGAAGCUUAUUCUCCAGAAGGCUCCGUUGCCAUCGGUGCCUCCCGAGCUGCCCCAACCCGACAAGCGAGCUGGUCCAGUGGUGGCUGGCAACAAUGGGCUGACGGCUCCAAAUCUACUGCCGCCAUGGCCCGUAGUCCAGUUCCCGAGCACUGCGUUCUCGAAGCUGUGGACGGAGAUUCUUGUGGAAGAAGUACACGGUACCAGGUGUCGUGGGCCUCCUCAAUCAUCUGAUCAUCAGAAUGGGCGCGAGCUCUAG